Molecule: messenger RNA, 2177 nt
Organism: Cyprinodon tularosa
Lineage: Eukaryota; Metazoa; Chordata; Actinopteri; Cyprinodontiformes; Cyprinodontidae
Gene: pdgfbb
Product: platelet-derived growth factor beta polypeptide b
Exons: 7
Coding region: 666-2144 (492 amino acids)
Biological process (GO): positive regulation of protein autophosphorylation; positive regulation of MAP kinase activity; positive regulation of cell migration
Cellular component (GO): membrane
Molecular function (GO): platelet-derived growth factor receptor binding; growth factor activity
Source: RefSeq, a predicted model, not a curated record
UGGUCCAGGGCAGAAGCCACACAGCACUUUGCUCUCUGAUAAGACUCCUCGGAAGAAGAAGAGCGUAAACCACCAUACUGAGCUGCCGCUUUACUUCUCAUCACAGGAGCUGGAUUUUUGGAGACGCAUCACGGUUUAUGGAGGAUGGACAUUAGAUUGUGGGAAAUAGAAGCUGAUCUUUAAUUUGGGUGUUUUUGGCUUUUUUCUUUUUAAAUAAUAAGGGAUACUUUAAAAACUUUUUAAUUGUAUCUGUUCCUAAUCGUGUCUCUUCGUUACUUUUGGACCCUUUUUACACUGGAAUGUCCCUUUGUGUUUUUCUUCCUUUAUUUUAUUAAGUUCUGGUCUUUUUCUCUGAGAAAUUUGAAUGCAGAGAUGCUUUAUCAAUAAGUUUAAAAUAUAUAAUAGGUAAAAAACAUACAAAGAAGUAACAAGCUGGAGCUUUAUUAUCUUCGAGGAUUUACUUUUUAAGGAGGACUAAAAGAGUUUGGAGAACCUUUUCGCACAUUCAAGGGGGGCAACGCAGCUGGACAGAGCUCACAGGCGCGCGCAGGUCCGCGAGGCGAGCCGCUGUUCACCCCUCCCCGCGCGCCGUGCUGAGGAGAGAGGCUCGCUCGCGCUUCCAUAAAUGCCCGGUCCGUUGGAGAGGCUCGAGGCUGGGCAGCAAGAUGAGCUCGUGGGUACAGCUGCUGCUGCUCGCGUUGCUGGCGGCAUGUGCGCGGUUUGGUGUGGCCGAGGAGGACGCUCUGCCUGCAGCCCUGGUGGAGCUGGUUAGAAACAGUCCCAUUGCUUCCAUAGAGGACCUCCAGCUGCUGCUGCUCUCUGACUCCGUAGAUGAGGAGGAAAGUAACUCUGCUGCCAAUGGAGGUCACAGACUCCCACGGAGCCUCGAUGCUCAGCCCGCUGUGCAAGCUCAGUGUAAAGUUCGCACAGAAGUGGUGGAGGUCACCAGAGCCAUGUUGGACCGCAGCAAUGCCAACUUUCUGCUGUGGCCCCCGUGUGUGGAGGUUCAGCGCUGCUCUGGCUGCUGCAACACUAAGAGCCUCCACUGCGUUCCCGUCCUCACACACACUAGAUACCUGCAGGUCAUGAAGAUUGAGUACAUCAACAAAAGACCCACUUAUGCUAAAGCUGUAGUGUCAGUGGUGGAUCAUGUGGAGUGCAGAUGUCAGACUGCUCCCCGUACCGUUGUGCUCAAGAAGAAAUCCUCUCACAGACCGCACAGCCACUUGCAUCGAAACCAGACGCUCAGCCCCGGACCUGCACAAGGACAGGUCAAAGUGCACUCAAAAGAGGAGCUCCACCAUUUGGAUGAGUUGAAACAAAACCAGAGGGCUCAUCUGGAGGAUCUCUCGCAGCACUGGGACCCCAGAGGAGACACCUUUCCUCAGCCUGAAGGGUACAGUCUGACUGAAGAAGACACUUCUCGAUCUGAGGAGGCAGUGUUGAUUUCUUCACACUGGGCUUACAAUUUCACCAAGCUUCUUGGGACUGAACAUCAUACUGAGGCCCAGGAAAAUGGGGAAAGGAAGAAUGUUGAGGUUUCUAAAGACAAAUCUGAACCCUUUGUGGGUAUUGUAGGCAUGGAAGCAAAGUUGGGAGAAGAUGGGUUCAACAGUACAGAAAGGAAUCCUAAAAUGGGACACAAAGACACACAAACUCACAAAGCCAUGUUCAAUAAUAGUGAGGAAUCCCUCAAUGAAAGAGUAAGGAACAGGUUCAGACCAACCAAAGAACCCAACCCAGACCCUCGAGAGCUGGCAGGAAGGAGAGAAAAUGAGACUCCUGACAUGGAGAGGAUGUUACAAGUCCAGGAGGAAAAAUUAGAGGCAGAGAGAAAAGAGCUUCUCCUUCUUCACAAGAGGUUGGAUGAAGAGAAGGAAUUACUGCGGCAACAGCAGAUAAAACGGGAGGAAGAAGAAAAGGUUAAAGACAAGGAGUUCGACAGUCAACAUCUCCAACAUAGAAAACAUCAUCAUCUGCAUACAACCACACCAAAACCAGAGACAACAUCCCCAACCACGCAAAAGCCAUCACCCACGAAAGACCUCCAACUGCCCAUUCGUCGAAAUUCUCCAAAAAGAAGAAGAUUAAGAAAGAAUCGCAAAAAGAUCAGCAAGGCAGCAAUGAGAGCGAUGCUCAUGUAGGACUGAAAUGUCAGGUGAGCUCAAAGUAAUAAA